UGUGUUUAAAAUAUAUUGUAGUACAAUUUGACGAAAUUUUAGAUCUUUUUACUCUUUAGUCUAUUAUAUAAUCUUCACAAAUCACUUGGACUCAAAUUUCCUUAGUGGAACAAAACUUCUUUAAAUUACGUUUUGGAUACAUUGAUAACACACUCCCUUAAUUUACUUUGGUGUAUAAGUGAAAUAAAUUUGUUGGAUAACCAUCUUCAUUUUCAGGUAAAUUAAAUAUAAUAAUUUUGUAUUUGCAGAAAGCUGAGCACUGUGUUCUGAAAUAAUACGCUGAGCGCGGAUUUAGCUGAGCACGGAUUACAGUAAUUAAUAUCGGGGUUCUACUAUUUAAAAGUUGUCCAAAAGAGGAGAAGGAGUUUCAAUAAGGGAACAAAACUAUGGACAUGGAGAAGACUCCUGGCAGUAUGUUCGAAGAACAUCAGAAAAACCACUCCAGUGCAAUUGAAAGAGGUGCAGAAAUCAAAUACUAUAAGCACCCAAAAGGUCUUCGUACAAAGACUUUUAUGAUUGUGGUUGUUAUUCCUAUUGCACUUAUUAUGUGCUUAUUUUUUGCUUCUUUAUAUUUCUUCCGGAUUGAUCGAAGGCAUAAAAUAGUGCGUUAUCGCGUUAAUUGCGCUGUGGAAAUCUAUGUUGAAAAUAAUGAAACUAUUUCGUACAUAAUGUAUUCAGACGACUUGGAUUCCGGUAUGAUAUUUAUAGCACCACAAAUCCUAAAAAAUAUGAAGGAGGAUUUUCCUCGUGGGUAUGACUUUCGUCAAGAAAUUGAGAUUAAUGUUAUGGAUAGCUCUCGAAUCCACACUGUCGCUAUUAAUAUUAGUAAUGUCAGGACUGACUUCACUACUCGGUUUAUGCAUAAUUUUAAAAAGAAUCUCACAGCAAUUGUGGACUACGAUCAUAAAAGGUGCUUCAUCAUGAAAAUUAACCACAAUGUUACCAUGAAUGCCUAUAAAUUAUGGAUAUCCAUACAGAGGAUGGAAUAUUUAUAUCCAAAAGUACAUGAAACACAAUUCCAAUUAAGAAAACUUGUUGUUUUACCAGCUGUUGCUGAUCUAUCCUUCGCUGACGAGGAAAUGGUAAAGGAUUGCCAUGAUAAGUAUGUCUAUGUACUAACUGACAUUCGUUCCGAUGAUAAGUUCCCGGUUAAUGAGUUGAUCACCAAAGACGCUCGCUUUUAUGAAUUUUUUGGACGAGGUAUUACCGAAUAUAGCCUUGUUAAUCUCGAUGAGAUGUUGUUGUAUGAAAAACAUUUGUAA
Teleopsis dalmanni is the source of this 1262-nucleotide messenger RNA. RefSeq lists its product as uncharacterized. Gene Ontology annotation, molecular function: amyloid-beta binding. Gene Ontology annotation, cellular component: extracellular exosome; plasma membrane; Golgi apparatus. Lineage: Eukaryota; Metazoa; Arthropoda; Insecta; Diptera; Diopsidae. Gene Ontology annotation, biological process: negative regulation of amyloid precursor protein biosynthetic process. The record is from RefSeq and is a predicted model, not a curated record. Bases 387 to 1262 code for a protein of 291 amino acids. The transcript has 3 exons.